Molecule: messenger RNA, 1853 nt
Organism: Aspergillus ruber CBS 135680
Lineage: Eukaryota; Fungi; Ascomycota; Eurotiomycetes; Eurotiales; Aspergillaceae
Product: dolichyl-phosphate beta-glucosyltransferase
Exons: 3
Coding region: 239-1495 (418 amino acids)
Cellular component (GO): endoplasmic reticulum membrane
Source: RefSeq, a predicted model, not a curated record
GUUUACAAUAAAAGCACCGCCUCUUGCUCAGGCGACCAUAAUCCUUAACAAAAUAUUCAUGAACUGAUGCUCAAGGCAAACCACUCGCGUCGCAUGGCUGGCCCAAUCGUGAGCCUCUGUCACUGCGAGCAUUUGAGCUCGUCUUCCCUUGUUGCCUUGUCCGCACGCGCUCCGUCGGUCUCUUUUCGCCUUUUUCCAUUCUGCCUUAGAGAUCGGCCUUCCUCUUGCUUCUUCGAAUAUGACUGGGUCUUGGGGUGAUGUCUGCGUUCAUUGCGUAGAGCUCCUUGCUCGUGUUCCUCUCCAUGUUACCUUGACUGCAGUCUUUGCUAGUGUCACCGGAUUGUUUGUCUUGUUCUAUACCCUCCUCUACCUCGUCGCGCCUAUCCCCCGCGAGUCCUUCCCCGAAGAGAAGAAAUACAGAACCCUUGCGAAAGAUGGAUCGAUCACAAAACCUGAGCGGCUGCCCUGCUGGCACGAUGCCCUUGUCGACUCCAAGAAAAAGUCGGGCCGGAUCCCCGACUCCCCCAGAGUCGAGCCUGCGGAAUUGUUCAUGUCUGUGGUAGUCCCGGCUUACAACGAGGAGGACCGUCUAGCGGGCAUGCUGGAAGAAGCAGUGAACUACCUAGAACGGAUGUACGGGACAUUGGCUACCAACAGUAACCGCAACGCGACAGCGACAGCGACUAGUGACCGGAAGAACACAAACACAACCCGGCAUCGAAAGCCUAGAAACGACCAGGGAUCAAUGUGCGAGGAGCAGAAAGGCUGGGAGAUACUCAUUGUUUCGGACGGUUCCAAAGAUAAAACGGAGGAAGUGGCGUUCAAGUUUGCGCGGGAUCACCAACUCUCCCUGCAUCCCAAGGGGUAUGCCGGUCCUUGGACGCCCAGGCCACAGGAAGGUGUCUCUAUCCCUCCUGGCGCGAUUAGAGUGGUGACAAUUACCCAAAAUCGAGGAAAAGGGGGUGCAGUCACGCAUGGAUUGCGGCAUGUCCGGGGUCAAUACGUGGUCUUUGCGGAUGCGGAUGGUGCGACCAAAUUCGAUGACCUGGGUAAGCUCGUCGAUGCGAGUAAGGAGAUCGAGGAUGCCGGUGGACGGGCCGUGGCUGUGGGUUCCCGAGCGCACAUGGUUGGCAGCGAAGCUGUGGUCAAGCGCUCGAAAUUACGAAACUUUCUCAUGCACUCCUUCCACCUGAUUCUCUGGCUAUUGACCCCAGCCAAGACGGCCACGGUCAAAGACACCCAAUGCGGAUUCAAGCUGUUCUCGCGCGCCUCACUCCCCUACAUCGUCCCAUACAUGCACUCGGAGGGCUGGAUCUUCGACGUGGAGGUACUCAUGCUAGCAGAAUUCGCGAAGAUCCCCGUGGCGGAGGUAGCCGUCGGGUGGCGCGAAGUCACGGGGAGCAAAUUGAACGUGAUCCGCGAUAGUAUUGGGAUGGCCUGGGGCCUAGCCGUGCUCCGAGCUGCCUGGUCAUUGGGAGUAUAUAGACGGAGCUAGUUGCAUUUUUGCAUCUGAGUUAAAUAUGAAUCAGCCAAUAUUUGGCUCUGACUAUCUCUGCGGAUGUGAAUACGGAGGUUUACUUCGUAGAUAGUAGAAGCAUUACCCCUGGGGUAAAAGUUUCUUGACUUUGCGACGUCUCAGUGUGUCCCUGACUACCCUCGGAAGCUUUCGCCGUUUGCCACUAUCGUAUUAUAUCCACUCUUCACAUGCCUACAGUGUAUACCUCUAUCAAUUAAAUUAUGUUACAGGGGAACCCAGUACUAAUCCCAUUAUACACAAAAUAGGGCAUGAGUCACUUACAACCCAAUCGAACGGUACAGACGGUUUUGCCGGUAGAUGGCCGAAAGCGAUAUAC